Molecule: messenger RNA, 4423 nt
Organism: Jaculus jaculus (lesser Egyptian jerboa)
Lineage: Eukaryota; Metazoa; Chordata; Mammalia; Rodentia; Dipodidae
Gene: Chrna4
Product: cholinergic receptor nicotinic alpha 4 subunit
Exons: 6
Coding region: 1-1899 (632 amino acids)
Biological process (GO): monoatomic ion transmembrane transport; nervous system process; regulation of membrane potential
Cellular component (GO): synapse; postsynaptic membrane; neuron projection
Molecular function (GO): transmembrane signaling receptor activity; acetylcholine-gated monoatomic cation-selective channel activity
Source: RefSeq, a predicted model, not a curated record
AUGGAGCUCAGGGGCCCCAGGGCGCCACCGCCGCGGCGGCCACAGCUGCUGCUGCUGCAGCUGCUGCUUCUGGGGGCCGUCCUCCUGCCCGCUAGCAGCCAUGUGGAGACCCGGGCCCAUGCAGAGGAACGGCUCCUGAAGAGACUCUUCUCUGGCUAUAACAAGUGGUCCCGACCAGUGGCCAACAUCUCAGAUGUAGUCAUUGUCCGCUUCGGCCUGUCCAUUGCUCAGCUCAUUGAUGUGGAUGAGAAGAACCAGAUGAUGACAACAAAUGUGUGGGUGAAGCAGGAGUGGCAUGACUACAAGUUGCGCUGGGACCCUGGCGACUAUGAGAAUGUCACCUCCAUCCGCAUCCCUUCUGAGCUCAUCUGGAGGCCAGACAUUGUUCUCUAUAACAAUGCAGACGGAGACUUCGCAGUCACUCAUCUGACCAAGGCCCACCUGUUCCAUGAUGGGCGGGUGCAGUGGACACCCCCAGCCAUCUACAAGAGCUCCUGCAGCAUUGAUGUUACCUUCUUCCCCUUUGACCAGCAGAAUUGCACCAUGAAGUUUGGGUCUUGGACCUAUGACAAGGCCAAGAUUGAUCUGGUGAGCAUGCACAGUCGUGUGGACCAGCUGGAUUUCUGGGAGAGUGGUGAAUGGGUCAUCGUGGAUGCCGUGGGCACCUACAACACCAGGAAGUACGAGUGCUGUGCCGAGAUCUACCCCGACAUCACCUAUGCCUUCAUCAUCCGCCGGCUCCCACUGUUCUACACUAUCAACCUCAUCAUCCCAUGCCUGCUCAUCUCCUGCCUCACCGUGCUGGUCUUCUACCUACCUUCUGAGUGUGGCGAGAAGGUCACACUGUGCAUCUCCGUGCUGCUCUCGCUCACUGUGUUCCUGCUCCUGAUCACGGAGAUCAUCCCGUCCACCUCGCUGGUCAUCCCGCUCAUUGGCGAGUACCUGCUCUUCACCAUGAUCUUUGUCACCCUGUCCAUCGUCAUCACGGUCUUUGUGCUCAACGUACACCACCGCUCACCACGCACGCACACUAUGCCCGCCUGGGUACGCAGGGUCUUCUUGGACAUUGUGCCACGCCUACUCUUCAUGAAGCGCCCAUCCGUGGUAAAGGACAAUUGCCGGCGGCUUAUUGAAUCAAUGCACAAGAUGUCUAAUGCACCUCGCUUCUGGCCUGAGCCUGAGGGCGAACCUGGAAUCCUGGCUGGUGUUCGCAGUCAGGGACUGUCACCCACUCCAUCCUUCUGUGUCCCCCUGGACACACCGGUGGAGCCCCAGCCAACGUGCAAGUCUCCUUCCCGACAGGUUCCUGGCCUGCAGCCCUCAGAAGCUGAGAAGGUCAGUGCCCACCCCUCUCCUGACCUCUGUCACCCAAGCAACAGCACAGAGGCACCAGGACUCACCAAAGCCAAGUCUCUGAGUGUCCAGCACGUGCCCAGCCCUUGUGAAGCAGCUGAAAGUGGUGUCCGCUGCCGCUCUCGGAGCAUCCAGUACUGCGUUUCCCAAGAUGGCGCUGCCUCCCUGGCUGAAAGCCAACAGGCAGGCUCCCCAGCCUCCCUGAAAUCCUGCCCAGUUGAGCUUCCACCUCCAAACCAGCCCUCUCCGUGCAAAUGCAUGUGUAAGGAACCGUCGCCUGUGUCCCCUGUCACUGUGCUCAAGGCCCAAAGCACCAAAGCACCACCCCGGCAUCUGCCUUUGUCCCCAGCUCUGACACGAGCAGUGGAAGGUGUCCAGUACAUUGCAGACCACCUGAAGGCCGAAGACACUGAUUUCUCGGUGAAGGAGGACUGGAAGUACGUGGCCAUGGUCAUCGACCGCAUCUUCCUCUGGAUGUUCAUCAUCGUCUGCCUGCUGGGCACGGUGGGCCUCUUCCUGCCGCCCUGGCUGGCUGGCAUGAUCUAGGGACAUGACAGGGGCAGGCCUGCUCUCUCCAGCUCCCUGGGUUCUGUGGGGCCAUGUUACUGUCCAAUUGUCCCCAUCUUCCAAAUCUGCUGUGAGACACCUAGGAAAGAGAUGCUGCUCUGGGGACUGGAAGUCAGUGCUCGUUCUGGUCAGGCUCUUGUCCUUGUACAGCCAGCUGGGGGGCUGGUAUGUGUGUUCCAGCCACAGGGCAGAGUAACAAGUUAAGCCACAUUAAAGUUCUUCAGAGCAGGCAACAGCUGCCCCCAAUCUACAGACAACACACACUCAUCUGUGUCUCAGUACAUGGCCUGGCAAUGAUCCCAACUGUCCCACAGGGCCAUGAGGCUUUGGCCCCUUUCAGCCCCAGAGCGUCUCAUUCCUGAAGGAUCCAACCUGCCCAGGCAGUGCCCACUGUGCCUGUGCUGGCCAUGCCCUCUACAAACACCAGAGCAUGUCCCUCCUCAUACCUCCCAGGACAGAGCUACUUGGACCCAUGGUAAAGAGAAAACCCUUCCCAGUCUCCUCCAGGUAUGGGUUCAAGCCAGUUCUCUUUUCUCUACUUUGGAGUGGAUUGAUGAAAAGCUGGCCCCUGUGCUACAGGGUCUGAUCAAGGACUGUGUGGAUGGGUCCCACUUGCUUGCCAGAGAACGAGUGCAGGCACCCCUCCACAUACACAGCAAGACUUCAGCCCCAGGGAGCCCUGCAUUCACUUCAUAGUCACAGAGCUCUGUGACAAGCCCUUCCCAGAGUAACUGCUAUCCUCCAGGAUCCCAAGGGCAGGGAUGUGGGGUUUCCUAGGGCUAUGAAAGACCUAAGCUAUGUCUAGGUUUCAGGAUAUAGAUUCCCCCAGAAAUCUUUUCUGUAGAUAUACAUAGUCUGGGACACCAUCUCUGAGCCCAGAAGACUGAAGGAAAGACUUCUUGUACUGAGUCUCUGUACUGAGGCCACAGUGCCCCUGAGCACAUCUUGCACCAGAGACCUAGGACCCUGUGGACCAAUGGGUGGUAGAAAGUCUCUAAGAUGUUAAGGGCUGGGUGGGCUGGUUGGGAGCCUCCAGACAAGCCAAAGCCUCUGACUCAUCCUAUAGGGACAUGGACCAAGAAGCAGGUCCCACAUGCCUGCCUUUCUCCCAGGUGGCAGGUAAGAUCUGAGGUGCUGCUUCCCCAAGAUGACUCCAGGCAGCUCUGGGAGUCCCAGGUGGUGGGGUAAGGUUUCACAUGUUAUUCCCACUUCCGAGAGAUCCCAAAUGCCCAGAGGGUCAAGGAUAGCAUGGCCUCUCCACUGGGUGGGCAAGACACCCAAAGGAUCACUUGUGUCAUCGCCAGCUGUUUCCCCACCCAACCAGCUGAGCUCAGCAGGACUGGGCCCUACACCCUUUGCCAGCCUGCCUUGGGGCCCUGAAGCUGAAGUCUGCCUGGACAUUCCUGAGACUUCAUGAACAAAGAAUUUAAUGACAGAUGCACACCAAGCUUCUGGUAGAUGCAGCUGCCUGCUAUCACCGUGGCAAAUGUGCUGAGCCACAGCUGGAUAGUGAUGUCAAGAUGGGAUGGCCCUGAAGGGCCAGCCACACACCUGCCGGCAAACCCACCUGUAAACAUGGGGCUGCUGCUCACCCCAAAGUGGGAGGGGAACCCUGAAUUGGAGGCUCUGAGACUUCUCAUGGGAUGCAGAGGCCUAGGUACCAAACUCUUGGGCAUCCCCAGAUUACCCUGAGUCCCCAGGGCAUUGAGGACCCCACCUACCAAACUUCAGUGUGCCCUUGCACUGCUGACUGGCUGGGUCAUCAACUAUUCCCCCACUGUUCUAACUGGAGCUCUCCAUAUGUUGGCAUAUGUCCCUGGUGGGUAAGUUUAUGCUAGGACUGAGGCUCCUGUUGGGGAACACAGGCCUUGGAGGAGAGUGGCAGACGCACUUGUCAGAUGUGAGCACAGUGAUCCAUGUUGCAUAUUUGUCUCCAGUGUCCAGAUGUGCAGGAAGUUCAGGGCUGGACAUCUGUGGGAGCCCUCAGGUCAGGAGAAGCAGAUGGCCAGGAUACUCCUUAUAGGCCAUGCCUGCCCUUACCCACAGAAUCCAUAGAAGGAAACUAAACCACUAUACUCCACCCCACACCCGGCUGCACAUACAUCCAGCCAGCCAUGUUGCCUACCUCCUUCCAGUGUUGAUGGUCAAGGUGAAGUUUGAUUAUGGCAAAAUGCAUGAGCUGAGGCCUUUGGGGCAGUGAGUUUUAAGAAACAAAGGCAACAUGGUUACAGCUCCUGAUGUACGGACACUAUCCACCAAAGCUCCCAGCCCUUCUUCCCCUCCUGUGGGCGGCAGCAGCUGGGACAUGAGCCCUGGAGACUAGUUGUGUGUGCCUGGGUUCCUGCAUUGGACCCUGUGAUGUCUGGCUUCGUUCACGCCAUAUCUUCAUGCCAAGGGUCACCCACAGUGCUGUGUACACUGGGCUCAUUGCUGUUGUAUGCUUGUUGGUUCUUAGUUGCUGUUUCUGUCUGAAUAAACUGAGUCACAGUGUGUCUACCCAUCA